Molecule: messenger RNA, 1758 nt
Organism: Labrus bergylta (ballan wrasse)
Lineage: Eukaryota; Metazoa; Chordata; Actinopteri; Labriformes; Labridae
Gene: snapc1b
Product: small nuclear RNA activating complex, polypeptide 1b
Biological process (GO): snRNA transcription by RNA polymerase II; snRNA transcription by RNA polymerase III
Cellular component (GO): snRNA-activating protein complex
Molecular function (GO): sequence-specific DNA binding
Source: RefSeq, a predicted model, not a curated record
ACUAACCCGGAGACAGUCGAGUUUUGUGUUUACGUUGUGGAGUAACACAUGUAUUAACACAUGUAUUAACACUCGGCUUGUAUGUAAUCGUCGGUAACUUAUUUUAAAUCAGCAGCGAGAUGGAUACAUUUCGAAAACUGGUGAAAACCGACUGUGAUGAGAUCCUGAGGCGCUUCAGGAGUACAGAGUCUGUCCGUUUCGAGAUAUUCUCCAAGAUAUGGAGGGAAAUGAAGUUCUCACAGAUUUUCUACGGCACAGUGAGGCAUGAAAAGCGAGAGUUCAGUCGCUUGAUUUUGGACACAGCCUACAGCUUCCUCCUGCCUCCGUUCAGCUUCCAGAUCAGAGUCGGAGGACUUUACCUGCUGUACAGUUUGUAUCGAUGUCAGACCGCCUCUCCCCCAGAAGAGAUUCGUCUGUCGCUGAAGGACUGGGAGGAUGUGAAGAAGUUUGAGAAGGAUGCCGUGGAUGCGAAACAUUUCGACGUCAUUUACAUUCUCCAACAGCUGAUGUUCCUCAAAGCUUUCAUUUUCACUGCCAUGCCCACACUGCUUACCUUCCAUAAGAAGAGGAAGAUGGAGAAGGAUCCAUUGUAUGAGGAGUUCAUGGAGCGAGCGUCUCGUCCACAGGAGCUCAUCAACAUUGAGAGGGUGGAGGAAUUGUCCAACGUUCACAGUCUGUACGAGAAGCUGAAGACGUCUGCCUCUUUGACGUCAGGAGAUGCAGCCUCGUCUCUUAACCUGAUCCAUAAAGAUCUGGUCUCUAAACUACAAACCACUGUGGUGGACUUCUACAAAUGGCAGCAAAAAAAGGUGAAGACCUGCGAAGAGGAUGACAGCGGCGAGGGAACAUCAUCACAACAGGAGUGCUCAAAAAGAGCCAUGCACCUCGCCUUAAUCAAAUCAAAGGCGUACGGGGAAGCAGCAGAGACCUCCAAGUCACGGCGCCAUCGUCAAGUGGAGGUGAAUUUCACGAGCAGCGAGGCUGGACCCUCCGAGCCGUCAGGACACUCCAGAACAAAUAAACCGUCUCUGAAAAGCAGAACGAAAAAGAACGUACACAUCUCCGGUGAUCUGGGGAAAGAAGCCACAUUGAUCAAUCGUCUCACCACAGUGGACUUUACUCCUGAAGAAAUAACAAAGAAGAAAGAAAAAUUAGGACAGAAAAAAAAAAGAAAGAAGUAAACCGAAGUCAAGUGAAGAAGAAAACUCAGGAGUCAACCGAGCUGAAUCUGCUGUUUAAGAGUUUGAAGUUUGUUUUAAAGUGUUGAUGUCUUUUUUGCUUUGUAAUUACAGUUCUUUUAUCUAUAACUUCACUGCAUUGUACAACAUGUGAAUAUUUUAAAUUCUUUUUUUUUUUUUUAACAAGUGGAGUUUUUUAAACAUGCACAAUUUUAAAUGUUAAUAAUGUUGUCACUCUGCUUUUGCUCUUAAAUGUUAAAUAAGCAUAGCCCAUUCUCAUUCAUUGAACAUGAACACAGCCCCUCACCCACAAAGGCAGACAAAUGUUACUGUUUGUCUUUUACAGCUGAAGUAUUGGAGUCUUUGUUCUCCGACUUGCGCACCUUUUGAUAGUGUAGAAUAUAAAAGUUGGAAAUGACUACAAACAUUUUCUUUGCAAAAGUUCUGUUUUAUAAAGCUUUGCUGUUUUAAAUAAAGCUGUUUUAUAAGGAUGCACAUUUCAACAUGCCAAUUUUCUUGUGAAAUAUGUGAUUCAGACUGAAUAAUUUGCAUAUUAAAACUGACUGGAUUUGUCCGGAGA